CAAGGCGGGCGGGGCGGGGCUGGGUUCGGCGCACCGCCCUGGGCUGAAUCUCCUGGUGAAGGACCGUGGUGGCGUCUUCCGCGGCGGGACCAGCAUGGAUUGGGGUACCGAGUUAUGGGAUCAGUUUGAAGUACUGGAGCGCCACACGCAGUGGGGGUUGGACCUGUUGGACAGAUACGUGAAGUUUGUUAAAGAACGCACGGAGGUGGAGCAUGCUUACGCCAAGCAACUGCGGAACCUGGUCAAAAAAUACCUUCCCAAGAGGCCUGCCAAAGAUGACCCUGAAGCCAAGUUCAGCCAGCAGCAGUCUUUUGUCCAGCUUCUCCAGGAGGUUAAUGAUUUUGCAGGCCAGCGAGAGCUGGUGGCUGAGAACCUGGGUGUCCAAGUGUGUCUGGAGCUGGCCAAGUACUCUCAAGACAUGAAGCAGGAGAGGAAGACGCAUUUCCAGGAAGGUCGCCGGGCCCAGCAGCAGCUAGAAAAUGUAUUCAAGCAGCUGGAGAAUAGUAAGCGGAAAUUCGAGCGGGACUGCAGGGAAGCCGAAAAAGCAGCCCAGACUGCGCAGCGACUAGAUCAGGACAUAAAUGCAACCAAGGCGGAUGUAGAAAAGGCCAAGCAGCAAGCCCACCUUCGCAGCCACAUGGCAGAAGAAAGCAAGAAUGAAUAUGCUGCCCAGCUGCAGCGUUUCAACCGUGACCAGGCUCACUUCUACUUCUCCCAGAUGCCCCAGAUAUUUGAUAAGCUACAGGAUAUGGAUGAACGCCGGGCCUCUCGCUUGGGGGCCGGGUACCGGCUCCUCUCUGAGGCGGAACUCCAGGUGGUCCCCAUCAUUGGCAAAUGCUUUGAGGGUAUGAAGGUGGCUGCGGAGUCCGUGGAUGCUAAGAAUGACUCUCAGGUCCUCAUAGAACUACACAAAUCAGGCUUCGCCCGGCCUGGCGACUUGGAAUUUGAAGACUUCAGCCAACCCAUGAACCGCGUGCCCUCAGACAGCAGCCUGGGCACCCCGGAUGGCAGGUCGGAGCUCCGAGGAGGCUCGGGCCGCAGCCGUGCCAAGCGCUGGCCCUUUGGGAAGAAGAGCAAGCCACGUCCCCCACCUCUGUCCCCCCUGGGGGGUCCCCUACCCUUGACAUUGUCUGAUGGAUCCCCGUCCCCACGAUCUGGCCGUGACCCCUUGGCUAUACUGAGCGAGAUCAGUAAGUCUGUCAAACCGCGGUUAGCAUCCUUCCGCAGCCUCCGGGCCCGUGGGACAGUGGCAACCGAAGAUUUCAGCCACCUGCCCCCGGAGCAGCAGAGGAAACGGCUGCAGCAGCAGUUGGAGGAUAGAAACCGGGAGCUUCAGAAGGAGGUUGACCAGAGGGAGGCCCUGAAGAAGAUGAAGGAUGUAUAUGAGAAAACACCCCAGAUGGGGGACCCAGCCAGCUUAGAGCCCCGGAUCACAGAAACACUCAGCAACAUUGAGAGGCUCAAGCUGGAAGUGAGGAAAUAUGAGGCCUGGUUGGCAGAAGCUGAAAGCCGAGUCCUUAGCAAUCGAGGGGACAGCCUGAGCCGCCAUGCCCAUCCCCCGGAUCCUCCCACCACCGCCCCUCCUGACAGCAGCAGCAGCAGCAACAGUGGGUCCCAGGAUAACAAGGAGAGCUCAGAAGAGCCACCUUCUGAAGAGGGCCAGGACGUCCCCAUCUAUACUGAAUUUGAUGAGGACUUUGAAGAACCUGCAUCCCCCAUUGGCCAGUGUGUGGCUAUCUACCAGUUUGAAGGAUCCAGUGAAGGUACUAUCUCCAUGUCGGAGGGGGAAGACCUCAGUCUGAUGGAGGAAGAUAAGGGUGAUGGAUGGACUCGAGUCAGACGGAAACAGGGAGGCGAGGGCUAUGUACCCACCUCUUACCUCCAAGUCACGCUCAACUGAACCCCACCAGAGCCAGGAAGAGGGGCAGGGGCAUCAGCUGCUGCUCCUGGGCUACAGGGGGCCCCCAGGACCUAUGCACUUUAUUUCUGCCCUUGUGGCUUUUGGCUGAAACCUGUUGAACCUGCUGUCCCUCCUCCCCACUCCACCUUACACCUCACAGGGACCCAUCGUGCCUUCUUGAGUGGCUGUACAUACUUGUCAAUUAAGAUCUUCCUGUUGAUCA
This is a messenger RNA of Nannospalax galili (Upper Galilee mountains blind mole rat), 2123 nucleotides long. RefSeq names its product thyroid hormone receptor interactor 10 (gene Trip10). Gene Ontology annotation, molecular function: protein binding. The record is from RefSeq and is a predicted model, not a curated record. The transcript has 15 exons. NCBI's taxonomy places the organism in Eukaryota, Metazoa, Chordata, Mammalia, Rodentia, Spalacidae. Gene Ontology annotation, biological process: signal transduction. Bases 95 to 1900 code for a protein of 601 amino acids.